UUCUCACCCACUCACUCGUUCGCAUUCUUCCUCUCCGUGUCUCUCUCUGUGCUUUUGUGAACCAGUUAUUCAUCUACUCCCAGGGACUCGGGGAGGGUGGAGACUUGGGGACCAGCAGUGCCAGUCACACUGUGUCAGUUUUUCUCUCUCUCUCUCUGUUUCUCUCUCUCUGGCUCUGACUCUGUCGUUUCCCCCCUCUGUGCGCAGCCUGUUUGUACCAGAGCGGAGCAGGAGGGUGGUCCUGCUGGCAUCUGUACUUCACUGUAACUGUGGAGCAGGAGGAGAACAUUGGGUGUUGGAAACUCUAAAAAGGAGAGAGAAUGGCAAUCAAAAUGAUACAUGAAGUGGUGGGCAACAUCAUGAGGUUUUACGAGUACCUCCUUAGGAGAACAGAUGCCAGGGUAAGGGACUACCCACUAAUGCAGAGCCCAAUUCAAAUGACUGCUGUCCUGCUGGGCUACAUCGUCUUGGUGCUGUACGUGGGGCCUCGCUACAUGGCCAACCGCAAGCCCUUCCAGCUCAAGCCAGCCAUGAUCUUCUAUAACUUCUCCAUGGUGGCCUUCAAUGCAUUUAUUGUCCACGAGUUCCUGAUGUCAGGAUGGGCUACCACCUUCACCUGGAGAUGUGACCUGUGUGACUUCUCCAGCAGUCCCGAAGCACUCAGGAUGAUUCGGGCUGCCUGGUUAUUUUAUUUCUCUAAAUAUAUUGAACUUAUGGACACGGUGUUCUUUGUGCUGCGUAAGAAACACAGCCAAAUCACAUUUCUGCACAUCUUUCACCACUCCUUCAUGCCCUGGACCUGGUGGUGGGGCAUCACCUUGACACCUGCAGGGGGGAUGGGGUCCUUCCACGCCAUGGUCAACGCUGUUGUCCACGUCAUCAUGUACUUCUACUACGGCCUCGCCGCCGCCGGACCCAGGUUCCAGAAGUUCCUCUGGUGGAAGAAGUACAUGACGGCAAUACAGCUGAUCCAGUUUGUGCUGGUGUCCGUCCACAUCUCGCAGUACUACUUCAUGGAGAAGUGCGACUACCAGGUGCCCAUCUUCAUCCACCUCAUCUGGAUCUACGGCACCUUCUUCUUCAUACUCUUCUCCAACUUCUGGGUGCAGGCCUACGUGAAGGGCAAGAGGCUGCCCAAGGCUGUAGAAGAUGCGGUCAAGCCCCACCAGAACGGCACGGCCAGCGAGUACACCAUGGCCAAUGGCAAGCACACAGAGAACGGCUUCACGCACCACAUCAAUGGCAACGGUCACUACGGGAAAGUGAAGGAGGUCUAGCUUUCACAAGGGGCAGAGGAAAAAAAAAAAAAAGCUUAACCAUUUAACAGAACCUCCAGGAAGGUCACAGACUCGAGUUUGGUUUCGUUUGCGCAGAAGUGGGGGGCCGUUUGUACCCUUCCUUGCUAUUUUUUGUUUGUUUUUUGACGGGGAAACUGUGGAGCACGACGUAUGAAGAAAGGACCUCUACCCGGAGUCACCUCCACUGUUACUGCCCAUGAACCCAGGGUCAGACCUGCCGGUAUAGGCUCCCCAGUGACAUUUGCUCCACCCCCUGAACCCCGCCCUUCCUUUCAGGCAGGAAUGACUGGGAGGUGGGAAAAACACUGUUGUACAGCUCCUAUCGAUAAACUUGAACACAACUGUAAAUAUAUUAUUUCACAGUCAAAACCAAUUUUGGAUUGGUGUG
Messenger RNA from Megalops cyprinoides (Indo-Pacific tarpon), 1686 nucleotides. It is a transcript of the gene elovl1a, whose product is annotated as ELOVL fatty acid elongase 1a. Gene Ontology annotation, molecular function: fatty acid elongase activity. Bases 321 to 1277 code for a protein of 318 amino acids. Lineage: Eukaryota; Metazoa; Chordata; Actinopteri; Elopiformes; Megalopidae. The record is from RefSeq and is a predicted model, not a curated record. Gene Ontology annotation, biological process: fatty acid elongation, monounsaturated fatty acid; sphingolipid biosynthetic process; fatty acid elongation, polyunsaturated fatty acid. Gene Ontology annotation, cellular component: endoplasmic reticulum; endoplasmic reticulum membrane. The transcript has 8 exons.